AAAAUACCGUUCGCGAUUUGCGACUAUAUUGUGUGGGGUAAAAGAAAUAUUUUAUCUUGUUCGUGCCAUCGAAACGUAAUCAUCGAUUGGUUUCACUUCCGAGCCUCGGCGGAAUUGUUGCAAUGGAUUUCUACGCAACGAUAUGUAGACUGUGCGAAACGUCCGACAGACUGAGCGGCGACGAUAAAUGGUCGGAUUUGUUUUCCGCCGGUAGCGAGACGCUGCUGAUGAUGAUUGGGGCCUGCACCAGUGUUGUGACAGACAAAGCGGAUAACCUACCGAAACGAAUAUGCGGCCAAUGUAACACGUACUUACAGCAGGCGUACGAUUUUAGGGUGCAAUGUGAGCUAACGGAUGCUAAACUGAGGCACGAAAUUGAAUUUCUCGAAAAGAAUAAUUGGGAUAUCGGUUUGAGCAUUCCACCGUUUGAUGACGGGAAUUUUUUGCCGAUUAAAGCGGAGGACCAUCAGGAACGGACAGCUACAGAUGAUGGACUGGUGGAUAUCAAGGCGGAACAAAGCGAACGAAUUCCAGAAGAGGACGCGCAGGUUAUUUUGACCGCUGAGGAAUCGGAACUAGAUGAAAAAUUAUCGGAGAUCAAGGAAAAUCCCGAGAUGGAUAAGGAUCAGACCGCAGACGAGGCGUUGAGCAACGAUUAUGAUGAGGCGCAGAGUCAAUCAGAGCGAUCGGCUGAACCGAGUGAUUCGGACGGAUCUGAAUCCGUGGCGCUUUCGCAGAAAAAAAGGAGACGACCACGAAUCAUGUCUGACGAAAACGAUGGGAAGGCUCGCGCGAAUAUAUGUGAAACAUGUGGAGAGCAGUUCGAAAAAGCUUUUCAACUCUAUGAACACGCGCGAUCAGUUCACGGGAAGAAACGUUUCCAAUGCACCACUUGUUCGAAGUGGUUCUGCCGACGAUCUCGCUUGCGAGAUCACGAAUUGCAACACAGUGGAAUUCGGCAGUUUGAGUGUACAGAAUGUGAUCGCAAAUACGCAACCCAACAGGGUCUCAAAGCGCACAUGGAAUGCAUUCACAUCGACGUAAAGCCGCAUGUUUGUGACAAAUGCGGGAAGGGGUUCGCCAAGCCGGGAAAGCUGCGCGACCAUUACGGUAUGCAUAGUGAAUCCAGAAACUUUUUGUGUGGCGUUUGCUCGAAGGGGUUCAAAACGAAGGCUCACUUGAAUCUGCACAUGAACACUCAUCUGCCGGAGGAUCAGAAAAAAGUGCGAAGCCGACGCUGUCGGCAAAAGACCUGCGUAUGCCCGUACUGCGGGAAGGUGUCCAAUUCUGUUGGAACUCACACGAUGCACAUAAGAACCCAUACAGGCGAGCAGCGCUACGAGUGUCAUAUCUGCGCGAAACGAUUCACCUCCUCCGGGUCCCACAAGAAACAUUUGCGUGUCCACUCGGGUGAGAAACCUUUCAGUUGCGAGUUUUGCCAAAAGACGUUCCGUCAGAAACACCAUGUGACCACGCACAUACGAGGCGUGCACACCAACGAGAAACCUUACGAGUGCAAGUUUUGCCCGAAAGCAUUCGCAACCAAAGGCAAUUUGACGUUGCAUCUGCGAAGUCACGGUGGAACCGAAGCGGCAUCGAUGAUCACUGCGGAUUGCUUCGUCGUUAAUGAAUCGAAACGGAAGCGAUCGACAGCGACCAACCACCUCGAAGAAGAGUUCAACGGUAGUCUAUCGGAUGCUUCCCCAAUGUUGUCCGCCGCGAGUGAGUCGCCCAUGAUGAACUCGGGCCUAGUGUUGGCAUGCGCUGUUUUAACAGACCAGUCAGAGCAUUACUUGCAAGAUCAGGAUCAGUGAAACACGGCUGAACGCAAAUGUAAAUAACUUUAUUGUGGAAUCGAAA
Messenger RNA from Toxorhynchites rutilus septentrionalis, 1860 nucleotides. Its product is annotated as zinc finger protein 583-like. The transcript has 3 exons. Gene Ontology annotation, cellular component: nucleus. The coding region runs from base 123 to 1814 and encodes 563 amino acids. Gene Ontology annotation, biological process: regulation of transcription by RNA polymerase II. Gene Ontology annotation, molecular function: RNA polymerase II cis-regulatory region sequence-specific DNA binding; DNA-binding transcription factor activity; zinc ion binding. The record is from RefSeq and is a predicted model, not a curated record. Lineage: Eukaryota; Metazoa; Arthropoda; Insecta; Diptera; Culicidae.